ACCAUCAUCGGCCAACCUCCCUAGCUGCUGCAUCCCUAUAAUUGUACCAUAUCAUUACCAAACUUUGCUCCUCUCUCUAGGCAUCUACUCGACGCCCUCCUCCUCACCCACACGCACAAACCCCGGCCGGCCCUAGCUAUACAGCAACCAUAUGUCAUAUGCCACUCAUGACCUAAUCACCAAGAUCCAUUUCUCUUCCAACAAGAACAGGCACAGUUCCAUUCUCAAUUUAGAAGUGCCACAUAAACUUGCAAUGGCUGCUACUGCCGCUGCGACCGAUCUUUCGCUCCAUAUCAGCCCUCCUUCGCCGGCCGACGCCGGGAGCAGUGGUGGAGGUGGUGGUGAAGCUUACCACGAAACAGAAGGCUUCUUCGCCGCCAAGCCGAAGCUGUGCCUUGGACUUGAGACGGCGACGGCACAACAGGAUGGCCAAAGCGACACCCAACAGCAGCGGCUGCACCAACCUAGCCAGAUCCAGAGGUUCAAGAAAAGCUCACCAGCGGCGUUAUCCGGAGGCACGACGAGAUCUGGGAAUGGCAGCGGCGGUGGAAAGAGGAGCUCCAGGGCACCGAGGAUGCGGUGGACGACGGCGCUUCAUGCGCACUUCGUGCACGCCGUGGAGCUCCUCGGCGGCCAUGAGAGAGCAACACCAAAGUCAGUGUUGGAGCUGAUGAACGUCAAGGAUCUCACACUGGCUCAUGUUAAGAGCCACCUGCAGAUGUAUCGAACAGUGAAGGGAACGACGGCAGACAGAUCAUGUGCUGCAGGCCAUGUCCAGAUGAGAGAUAUGGGCUUUCUGCAGAGGGGUUGUGAAGUGAAUGGCUUUGAAGCGUUUAACCACAUCACUACUUCGAAUACUAGAAUGCUGGCAGCAGGGAAGCAGGAGGUCGCCUGGUGCCUGCGGCCGCCCUUCGCACACCAAAGCGGGCUGCCGCUGCCGCUGCCCUGCCCCUACCUCAUGUCUGCCCACCAUAACCGCUACUUGCUCUCGCAAGAUCAUCAUCAGGGAUGGAGGAGAGGUGCGCAGCAAGACGUCCUGGGUCAGGACAACGUGGCACGGCGUCUGCACACAGGCCUUGCUGACACGGCCGUCAGGAGAUCGAAUUGGAGCGCAGGUGUCGCGAGCCGCUGGUCGUCGACGGCGGUGCCUUCGCCGUCGAUGACCGGCGGCAGGAGCAUCAGCGGCAGUUCAGAGCAAGGAUGCUGGAUGACGGCGAUGAACAAGCAGCAGCAGCAGCAGGCGCCAUCAAGGAUCGCUGCCGUGCCGAACCUAGAGAUCAGCCUGGGGAGGCAGGGGUGGCAACAUAACCUGCAGGAUCAGCAGCAGCGCAGCGGGGAGUCGGCGAAAGAGCUAACCCUCCUCAAGUGCUUGUGAAGUUAAUAUAUAGCUGAUUUGCAUUAUUGAUCGUUAAAUCAGUUAUUCCUACUUAAUUAUAAAAUUUCGUCGAGAAUGAGAUGUGCAAGCAAUUCAUCGAUCGAUCGACGACACUAUCUAGAGAGAGAGAGAGAGAGAGAGAUUUGGUGUUAGCUUUUUGUAGGCAUUUGUAGUUCUAUCCAUUCGCUUCUCUUUGUGGUAACGAAAGCGAUUUGACCUCAUGUUCCUCCUAUACGCGUAAAUAAAAAGGCCACCAAAUUAGUUACA
This is a messenger RNA of Setaria italica (foxtail millet), 1642 nucleotides long. RefSeq lists its product as uncharacterized. Gene Ontology annotation, biological process: regulation of DNA-templated transcription; abaxial cell fate specification. Gene Ontology annotation, cellular component: nucleus. The record is from RefSeq and is a predicted model, not a curated record. The transcript is spliced from 6 exons. Bases 152 to 1375 code for a protein of 407 amino acids. Gene Ontology annotation, molecular function: transcription cis-regulatory region binding. Lineage: Eukaryota; Viridiplantae; Streptophyta; Magnoliopsida; Poales; Poaceae.